AUGGAACGCCGGAUUUCCUUUUCCAAGUCCCGAGCUCCGGUUGGGCUAGUGGCUGCCGUUCUUUUUGUAUCAUACUGGAACGGGCUUUGGACGAGUGCGGUAACAGGAACAGCAAUACACCCGCAGUGCACAAUAGGGAAGACGAUGACUACUUGUACCUGCCGAUCGUCGCCAGGUGUAAGUACAGGAACUGUUGGGGCGGGUAGUAGCGCAACUCUGUCGGAGUCGAGUAAUGCAAUCACUAUUCAGUGUUCCGAUGCAGGCUUCGAAUUUGUACCUGCCGCUGAAAAUCAUGUAUGCACUUCAAGUGAGGAGGAGAAGGAGGCAACCCCUCUGAAAUCGUGCAAGGAAAACCAGGGUGAAAAAAUCUCUCCCAUUACAGAUUUUCUGUCUCACGUCUCCGACACCAACCCACCGGCGUGGACGAAGACAGACGGAGAUACGAAGGAUAAUUCAUUAACCAUUCCACCGAAUAGUUUCCCAUUGACCGACAAAAGCUUCUUCGCCGGCUGCCGAAAAAGCACAAACAACAAUGACGAGUGCGUGGUGAAUGUCAGCGUCAAGGCCAGGACAUCGGCAGUCAAGGACGGUGUCCUCACUUGUGCCUACGGCAAAGAGAGCAACUCAUCUGUUCCAGAAGUAACACUGAAUUCCGAGAACAACUCGCUGACUAUCCAGUGCGGCAGUGAGGGACAGAUGGAGCCGACUCAGCAAUCCUUGACUGCCUACCACUGCGCCGGCUCCAACACAACUGACUGCAAGAAGGUGAACCUGACUGAGAUCAUGCCGACCUUCACAUCCAGCUGGUGGACAACGGAUGAGCAGAACUCCAAGGCACCGAAACUGGUGAUUCCGGAAGACGGGUUUCCUGCUCAGGAAGAAGCGAUUGUGUUGGGUUGCAACCAAAACAACAACGUUGCCUCGAGGGCUGAGGAGGUUGAUGGACCCACAGCUGCAGCUCUGCCGACAUGCAGAGUGAAGGUGACACUCAGUGCCCAGACCUCGGGUUCACAGGCCUCGAACGAUUCCUUCCUCGGAUUGUUCGUUUUGUCUUUCAUUCCCUAUUUGAUGGGCGCAUGCUGA
This is a messenger RNA of Neospora caninum, 1083 nucleotides long. Its product is annotated as srs domain-containing protein. Gene Ontology annotation, cellular component: membrane. The record is from RefSeq and is a predicted model, not a curated record. Lineage: Eukaryota; Apicomplexa; Conoidasida; Eucoccidiorida; Sarcocystidae. Bases 1 to 1083 code for a protein of 360 amino acids. The transcript has a single exon.